AUGCCUCGCCUUUUGUCCGGGGCGCUCUUGGCCCGUCGCGAUCCUCGCCUGCUCAAGAUCCCGCCCUACCUGUCACUCCUGCUGAUCAUAGUCGGUGUCGCAUGGCUGUUCAUGCUCCCGCUCGACGACUACUCGCGCCGCACCUACAUCUCCGAGAACGCCCUGCUCCCCGGCCAGGUACAUACCUACUUUGGCGGCAGCGACCAGAAUGUCUUCCGCGCCUACAAGCACGAGAUCACCGCCCUCGAGAAUAGUACGAAUGCCGAGGCCAACGACAAGCUCGAGUCCAUCUUCAAGGGCUUAGGACUCAAGGUCGGUCGCCAGAACUACACCUACCACUCCUCCGGCAACACCUACGCCGGCGAGAAUAUCUACGCCAUUCUGCACGCACCCAGGGGCGAUGCUACCGAGGCCAUCGUGCUCGUGGCCGCCUGGAGAAAUGUCAAGGACGAGUUCAACCGCAACGGGUUGGCCCUGGCCCUGGCCUUGACGAGGUACUUCAAGCGUUGGUCUCUGUGGUCCAAGGACAUCAUUGUCGUCGUUCCGCCCGAGAGCCGAGCUGGCACCCAGGCCUGGGCUGACGCCUACCACGACGCCCACGACUCGGCCAAGGUUGCUUCGUUGCCCGUCAAGUCUGGAGCACUGCAAGGGGCCGUGGCCAUCGACUACCCCCAAGAAGGGCGUUUCGAAGGGGUACACGUAGUCUACGACGGUAUCAAUGGUCAGCUGCCCAACCUGGAUCUGAUAAACACCUUCGUGAACAUUGCCAGCGGGCAGAUGGGCAUGGGCUCGGCCAUCCAGGAGAUGUGGAAGCACACGGACAGGUACAACGACAGGCUGAAGACGAUGCUGCGCGGCAUGGUGAACCAGGGACUGGGCCAUGCUGCCGGGCCUCACAGCUCCUUCAUUCCAUACCACGUCGAUGCCAUCACUGUUCAGCCCAUUGGUAAUGGGUGGCAGGAUGAGAUGGCCCUCGGCCGUACCAUUGAGGGAACAUUUAGAAGCUUGAACAACCUACUGGAGCACCUCCACCAGAGCUUCUUCUUCUAUUUGCUUAUGCACAAGGAGAGAUUUGUCAGCAUCGGAACCUACUUGCCUUCUGCCAUGCUGGUUGCAGCCAACUUCACCAUCAUGGCUAUUCACUUGUGGAUCCAAAGUGGUCAGAGAAGCAAGGUCGCUACCGCUGGGGAGACAGACGGCAAGGACGGCAAGGACGGCAAGGACGGCAAGGACGGAGCUGACAGACAGGAGCAGGAGGCGCCGAGCACCGAUGCGGUCGAGAGAGACUUGUAUCUGCCUCUAGGACUCGUAGCUGGGUCUCAGUUCCUCGGCUUCAUACCACUAUUCGUCUUCAAUCACGCACCCGCCGGCAUCUUGACCGUACUCUUCUACGCAUUCACCGCGUUCUCACUUCUUAUCCCCCAUGUGAUCUCCCCCUUGUUGAUCAGCAACUUCAAGCCUACGGCUCAGCAGUACAAGCUCCUGUCUUCCUUCUCGCUACUCCUCUUGGGCAUGUUUCUCUCCGCUCUGGCCACCCUGAACUUUUCCCUCGCCUUCCUGGUCGGCCUGCUUGCCGUUCCGCUGUCCUUUGCCUACCCAGUGCGGAAUGUACUGCUGAAGUACGCCUACGCGCUGCUUCUAACCCUCCUGAGUCCGGGCACUGUUGUCAGCAUUGCUGCAGCAGCUAGUGGCGUGGGACUCGACGUUGUGCUGAGAGAAGCGGCGUUCGGAUGGACCGUAUGGGGCAUGUAUACGCCUUUGGUUGUAUGGUGCGUCUGGUGGCCUGCAUGGCUUGUGGGAGUCGUGGUUGUUUUAGGCCGUGUGCAGGAGGACAGGAACAAGGAGAAGAGCUCGUGA
Molecule: messenger RNA, 1857 nt
Organism: Neoarthrinium moseri
Lineage: Eukaryota; Fungi; Ascomycota; Sordariomycetes; Amphisphaeriales; Apiosporaceae
Exons: 4
Coding region: 1-1857 (618 amino acids)
Biological process (GO): attachment of GPI anchor to protein
Cellular component (GO): membrane; GPI-anchor transamidase complex
Source: RefSeq, a predicted model, not a curated record